AUGUUCAAUUUCGCGCCGAAGGCCUGCAAGGAUGCACCGCGAGCGAACCGAUUUCUUCAGAGCACAAGUUAUCUAUUGAAACUUGCAGAUGGCAGCGCACAAUUUUAUAGAAACUCGGCAGAACUCGGCGUCAGCGCCCCUCCCCCCCGCGGCGCCCCCCCACGUAAACGUGUCACGGCGCCGCGCGUGUGUGCCGAUAUUUUCAUAAGCUGGCGUAACCGUCCCAAAACAUGUUGUCUUAAAUUUAAAUGCAUUGCGUUGCGUGCUCUACGUCACGUGCACACGUUUCGUGUUCAAAAUAGACGCGUAUGUCACGAGCCACGGAUGCCGAAAGUCGACGUGGGUCAGCUGACGGCCCCGCCUCCAGAAUCGUACGCACACAGUCGGAGAUUCGCCACAGUGGGGACAGACGCUCUGCGUCAUUCUAGUCCAGAAACUGAAUGGAUAUUUUGA
Molecule: messenger RNA, 453 nt
Organism: Leptosia nina
Lineage: Eukaryota; Metazoa; Arthropoda; Insecta; Lepidoptera; Pieridae
Source: the annotation of a GenBank genome assembly